This is a messenger RNA of Penicillium bovifimosum, 1293 nucleotides long. Its product is annotated as ribosome biogenesis protein NOP53. Gene Ontology annotation, cellular component: nucleolus. Gene Ontology annotation, molecular function: 5S rRNA binding. The transcript is spliced from 3 exons. The record is from RefSeq and is a predicted model, not a curated record. Gene Ontology annotation, biological process: rRNA processing; ribosomal large subunit assembly. Lineage: Eukaryota; Fungi; Ascomycota; Eurotiomycetes; Eurotiales; Aspergillaceae. Bases 1 to 1293 code for a protein of 430 amino acids.
AUGUCGACUUCCGUGGCUGCCCCCAGCCAAUACAAGCAACCUUCCCGCAAGGGCAAGAAGGCGUGGCGCAAGAAUGUCGAUGUCACCGAAGUGCAGGAGGGUCUGCGUGAUCUGAAGGAGGCCGAGAUCGUUGGUGGACUUGUGUCAGAAAAGCCUUCCGAUGAGCUUUUCGUUAUCGAUACUACCGGUAAUGAUGAGGUGCGCAAGUCUCUCGGCAAAAAGCGCAAGCCCCUCAAGUCAGACGAGAUCCUUGCCCAACGGUCAAAGAUCCCCGCUCUGGACGGACGCAAGCGUGGAAGUCAGAAUGUCACCGAUGGAGUCAUUGAGCCUAAGACGAAGAAGCCCAAGAGCGAUUGGGUCAGCCGCAAGGAAUAUCUGCGCUUGAAACAAGUAGCCCGUGAAGCCAACCCUCUGGGCAAGAAGACCGGCGAUGAGUUCUACGAUCCUUGGGCGGAAGAUGCCGAACCUGCAACCACAUAUGACGAUCCCCGUUUUGAUUUCUUGCCGAAGCCCAAGCCCAAGGUCGAGCCCGUCACGUUAAAGAAAGCCCCGGUCUCGCUUGCUGCCAAUGGAAAGCCUGUCCCGUCUGUUAAGAAGCCACACGCUGGUACCAGUUACAACCCCGUGUUCGAAGAGUGGGACAAACUAUUGGAGACACACGGCGCCAAGGCGGUAGAGGAGGAGAAGAAGCGCUUGGAGGAAGAGGCCAAGGAAGCUGAGAGGCAACGCUUGAUUGAGGAGGCCCGCAAUGACGACGGCGAGAUCAAGUCGGACGACGAGAGUGCCUGGGAGGGCUUUGAGAGUGAAUAUGAGAAGCCCGAAUGGCUGACCAAGAAGCGUCCGGAGCGGAAAUCCAAGACACAGCGCAACAAGGUCAUCCGACGCAAGGCCGCAGAGGGCAAAGCGAAGUGGGAGGCCAAGAUGAAGCAAAGAGAUGCGCAGGCGGAGCACAUUCUCAAGAUCGCCGAGGAGGUCAAGCAACGCGAGCUUGAGCGUGCCAACCAGUCAGAUGCUGAUGAUUCCGAUGAGGGCGAUGACACUGAACUUCGCCGGAAGACCUUUGGUAGCAAGAAAGGUGUACCCAAGCAACGGUUGGAGCUGGUGCUUCCUGAUGAAUUGCAGGAUUCGCUACGUCUUUUGAAGCCGGAAGGCAACCUCUUGGAUGAUCGAUUCCGAACGUUGAUCGUGCAGGGUAAGCUCGAGGCCCGCACACCAAUUGUCCAGGCCCGCAAGGCCAGAAGAAAGAUUACGGAGAAGUGGUCUGCGAAGGAUUUCAAGACUGGAUUCGAAUGA